This is a messenger RNA of Sinocyclocheilus anshuiensis, 357 nucleotides long. Its product is annotated as ras-related protein Rab-9B-like. The transcript has a single exon. Gene Ontology annotation, molecular function: GTPase activity; GTP binding. The annotation marks the transcript as partial. The record is from RefSeq and is a predicted model, not a curated record. NCBI's taxonomy places the organism in Eukaryota, Metazoa, Chordata, Actinopteri, Cypriniformes, Cyprinidae. Gene Ontology annotation, cellular component: lysosome; phagocytic vesicle; late endosome. Gene Ontology annotation, biological process: retrograde transport, endosome to Golgi.
CGCUUCAAGAGCCUGCGCACGCCCUUCUACCGCGGGGCGGACUGCUGCCUGCUCACCUUCGCUGUGGACGACCUGCAGAGCUUCCAGAACCUGGGCUGCUGGAAGAAGGAGUUCAUGUAUUACUCAGACGUACGAGACCCGGAGAGCUUCCCCUUUGUGGUGCUGGGAAACAAGGUGGACAAGGAGGAGCGGGAGGUCGGCGAGGAUGAGGCCCGGGCUUGGUGUGAGGAAAACGGCUGCUGUCCGUACUUCGAGACCAGCGCCAAGGAUGACACGAACGUGGGGGCCACUUUCGAGGCUGCUGUCCGGGAAGUUCUGGCCAGCGAGGACCCCAUCGACCACACCCUGCUGAGCAGC